CCAGACUGCCCGGUGGAGUUGGGGGAGCUGCGAGCGGGCGGAGCGGGCAACUCCCUGGCCAGGCGGGCAGGCGCGCGGGUGCCGGGACGCGAACGCAGGUCACCCCCGCAGCUCUGCCGAGGAGCUCGGCGGCCCCGGGAGGCGCCCGGCAGCUUUAAGAAAGAGUCAAACUCUUCUGACCAAACAGCAAAAAUCAAGUGAUUUGCCAACACUGGGAAUCAUGGCACUGCCGUUCCGAAAGGACUUAGAAAAGUACAAAGACCUCGAUGAGGACGAGCUCCUCGGGAACCUGUCAGAAACGGAACUGAAACAGCUGGAAACGGUUCUGGAUGACCUCGACCCUGAGAAUGCCCUCCUGCCCGCAGGCUUCCGGCAGAAGAACCAGACGUCCAAGGCGGCCACGGGGCCCUUCGACAGAGACCACCUCCUCUCCUUCCUGGAGAAGGAGGCGUUGGAGCAUAAGGACAGGGAAGACUACGUGCCCUACACCGGAGAAAAGAAAGGAAAGAUCUUCGUCCCUAAACAGAAACCUGUGCAGACUUUUGCAGAAGAAAAAGUAUCUCUUGAUCCAGAAUUAGAAGAAGCUUUGACAAGCGCUUCUGAUACAGAAUUGUGCGACCUUGCAGCCAUUCUUGGAAUGCACAACUUAAUCACGAAUACCCAGUUCUGUAGUAUUGUGGGCAAUAGUAAUGGUGUUGACCAAGAACAUUUUUCAAAUGUGGUCAAAGGUGAAAAGAUUCUGCCAGUAUUUGAUGAACCACCAAAUCCAACCAAUGUUGAAGAGAGUUUAAAGAGAAUUAAAGAAAAUGACGUGCGUCUUGUCGAAGUUAAUUUGAAUAAUAUUAAGAAUAUCCCAAUUCCAACCCUUAAAGACUUUGCCAAAGCUUUGGAAACCAACACACACGUGAGAGCGUUCAGCCUUGCGGCCACCCGGAGCAACGACCCCGUCGCUGCCGCUUUCGCAGACAUGCUCAGAGUGAACAAAACUUUGAAGAGCUUAAAUUUGGAGUCCAACUUUAUUACAGCAACUGGCGUCCUAGCAUUAAUCGAUGCUUUAAGAGAUAAUGAAACCCUGUCAGAGCUCAAGAUUGACAACCAGAGACAACAGUUGGGGACAGCUGCAGAAUUGGAAAUUGCCAAGAUGCUUGAGGAGAAUACAAACAUCCUUAAGUUUGGCUAUCAGUUCACACAGCAGGGGCCCCGGACCAGGGCAGCUAAUGCCAUAACGAAGAACAAUGACCUAGUUCGCAAGAGACGAGUGGAAGGUGACCACCAGUAGGCCCUCCCUGGCCAGAAGGGGAAAGACUGGAAAGCUGUUUUUAACUGCAUUUAUUCCUCAUUUAAGUUGUUGCCAGUUUCAGGUUAUAAAGAUAGGAGAUGAUGAUUUUGUAAAGCUUUAUUUCUACUUUCAGCUACAAUUUUAUUUUAGCUUCAUUGAGUAGGCUUAUGAGUCAGGUUAAAUAUACAGCUGUGCGGGCUGGAGAGAUAGAACAGGGGUAGGACGCUUGCCUUGUACUUGUACAUGUCCAAUCCUGGUUCAAUCCCCAGCACCCCAGAUGGUCCCCUGAGCACUGCUGGAUGUGAACACACACACACACACACACACACACACACACACACACACACACACACUCCUUUGUAAGAAGCUUCAAAAGUCAUGAAUGUAGAGAGUUUAAUUGAGGACCAAUCUUUUUUAAAAUGAAAAAGGGACGUUGGGGGUCCAGAGAGAUGAUACAGGGGUCAGGGCACUUGCCCUGUACACAGCCAGCCCUGGUUCGAUCCCAGGCACCACAGAUAGUGCCACCCUUUAGCACUGCCAGGGAGUGAUCCCUGAGCAUUGCCACCCUCAAAGUAAAAAGGGACUUUGCCCAUAGCAGACUUGGCCCACACACAGCGUGGACACAGCGCCAUGAUCUAGAACACAAGAACUGGCCACAGGUCUUCUAAGUCACCGCCCCACUGCGGAGGCCUUCAGCACCUGUUUGCAUUGUGCCAGCGGCUGUAGCCAGGAUCUGAGCUUGUAAUGCACUGAGAGACCCCUCUCUCACAUCCUUCACCUCUAAUGGGGUGUCAGAAGAGCCCUGUGUGGGCGGGAAAGCUGUUUUCUUCCCCCCCACAAAGGCAGGCCGCAGUGCUCAGUCAUUUGGGAGAAAAGAAAGGAACACUCUCGUGCAGCCCCUGGAAUCCUGGUGGAAUUUAGUCUGGGGAGCGGGCGAGCGAGGCCACCACAUAUGGCCGCUGGGGGACGAAACCCGCCCUCAUCCCAGUGCAACAGGAAAAUGACUUCCGAAAGGUUAAGUCCUGUGACCUGUACCCUUUGCUCAGACUUUUAAAAAAAAUCUAUACUGUUUGUUUUGUUUUGUUUUGUGCUUUUUUGGGUUACACCCAGCGAUGCACAGGGGUUACUCCUGGCUCUGCACUCAGGAAUUAUUCCUAGCGGUGCUCAGGGGACCAUAUGGGAUACUGGGAACUGAACCCAGGUCAGCCGUGUGCAAGGCAAAUGCCCUACCCACUGUGCUAUCGCUCCAGCCCCUGUGGAGUUUCUCUUAUCCAAAGCUGUCCUCUGGCUCAGUGCUAAAGAGAACCGUGUCGGACCAGGGGUGCAACCCUGCUCACUUACAGGAAGGAUUUUUGUAGCCCUUUUUGAAAUUGGAAACUUGUCUGCCAGAAUAGUUCAGCAACAGGCAGUUUCUUAGGGUGGUUUAUUACAGCCCUACCCAGCAGGCACAGGCUUCCUCUAAGUGUCAGAGGGUGUGCUGGUAUUUUACAUCAGUAUCCAGUGUUUCAAAGGGUCCGGGAAUCAUCUCUGCACUGCCUGGCAGGAAAGGCUGAUUUUUCAAGUUAGCAUAAGCAGUAUAACUACCCCCCACUUCCCACUUUUCAUUUUUCUUUUUCUUUUUUUUGGCCAUCACCAGCAGUGCUCGGGGCUUACUCCUGGUAGGGCUCGGGGAACCGUAGGGGAUGCGGGGAAUGAACCUGGGCCGGCCAUGUGCAGGGCAGGGGCCCACUUUACAUAUGCCGGCGAGGCCUGUCCUCAGAGCUUCCUUGCAGUGACCUAUGUGGAGACCGAGGCCUCACUUUGUAAAACAGCAGUGGGUGGUCCUCAGACCACUAGGGGGUGAUAGCGUUUUCACUCAACUGUUGAUCAGAGGAUGAAGGAGUUGAGUAUUUUGUUUGUACCACGCCAGAUCUGAGCUAUAGUCAGUCACCUGACUACAGAAAAUUGUCUGAGUUCCAAGUCAUCAAGUGCCUUGGAACGAACAGGAGAUGAACUUUUUACAUAUUGAAAACUGCAAGUCACAUUGAAAGAAACAAAGAUAUUCCAGGAAAUGGAAAUAUUUUUGCUUAUGAAUUGGAAGAAUAAAUAUUGUUUAAAAAAUUGUCUUAAGAAUUAUGGGAGAAAACUUGUUUACUUUGAUCUUUAAAAAUCUGGCACCUCUUUUUGGUAGUUUUGAACAUUUCUAAAAUUUGAUAAUUGAAAGUUUUUUUUUUUAAACCAAGCAUUUUCUAAAACAUUUUGUAAUCUAAUUAAAUUUAUCAAGUAAUUUUGUUUGUAUUUUAUAACUGUUAUUUUAAAAACUUUUUAAUUGCCCAUUUUAUAAAAUUUGAUGUUCAUAUUUGUUUUUUCCAAUAUUUCUACCUGAAAUUUUAUGGAGUUUGGUGCUAUAAAUGUGUGGCUAAAGGCUAGAAAUCUAAAAUAAUACGUAAAAUACAUUCCCUAAGGGUGCCUGUCAUUUAAAAGACCAAAUAAACAUUUUGUGUUAAAUAAAUUAGAUUGUUAAAGAUUUCAAGAAUUUUUGUGGUCAUUACAUUGCAGAUUUUUGUUCUUUGAUAAAAUAAUUCACAUACUUGCUUUGUGCAAUAGAUACUUUGGAAAAGUUACAUGUAAAUAGACCUUUGUAAAGUUUGUUCCAUGGAAAUACCUGUUUUCAUUUAGGAGGGGGAAGUCUGCUAUAAUAAAAUUUUUA
Molecule: messenger RNA, 3968 nt
Organism: Sorex araneus (European shrew)
Lineage: Eukaryota; Metazoa; Chordata; Mammalia; Eulipotyphla; Soricidae
Gene: TMOD3
Product: tropomodulin 3
Exons: 10
Coding region: 221-1279 (352 amino acids)
Biological process (GO): muscle contraction; pointed-end actin filament capping; myofibril assembly
Cellular component (GO): striated muscle thin filament; myofibril
Molecular function (GO): tropomyosin binding
Source: RefSeq, a predicted model, not a curated record